Monomorium pharaonis (pharaoh ant) is the source of this 10080-nucleotide messenger RNA. RefSeq lists its product as uncharacterized. The record is from RefSeq and is a predicted model, not a curated record. The coding region runs from base 611 to 1633 and encodes 340 amino acids. Gene Ontology annotation, molecular function: structural constituent of chitin-based larval cuticle. NCBI's taxonomy places the organism in Eukaryota, Metazoa, Arthropoda, Insecta, Hymenoptera, Formicidae. The transcript is spliced from 4 exons. Gene Ontology annotation, cellular component: chitin-based extracellular matrix.
UCGCGGCAACAAAAUUUUUCAAUUUCAUUAUUCCAUACGGUCCUUGUAAGACUUUGCGCGGCCAGAUCCUCGCGAAUGAGUCGAGGGAUCCCCUCCCGCGCCCCUCACCGACGGCCGAUCAGUGUGAAUGAUUCUCGUAUACGCGAGGAGACGAUCGGAGAUAAUCGAACGAUAAAUUAACGAUAAUCCGUGGCAUCCUUCUCUUCGGGACGCAGCAACCCCACGCGGUAAACGAGCGCGCGCGUUAUGCGCGACCCUGACGGCCCGACGUAUUAGGGCACAGUCGGGCGGAUCCCGGCGCCGGAAAAAAGCACCGCCCGGCGGAUGGCAGCGGGGCAAUCCGCGCAGCCGGAUUCCGUAGACCGCGACCUCGAGGGGAACCACUCGCGCGAGACCAGUUCCCGCCGACGACGGUGGUCCGUGGUUACGCGAAUUUCUCGCGACUCGCGCGCGCGGGAAGAGGACGCGCAGGAGGGUGCCGAGCAUCGAGCGACGCCGCAGGGCGUGGUUGCACGCGACCGCGGGCGUAUAUAUAAACGUGUCCUGUCGCGUCGUGUCGCGUCGAGGAUAUAUACUUACCGUGGGUGCCGGCGUCGACACGACGAUCGCCAUGUGGAGCGCGUCCCUUUUCCUUGUCUACUGUUUGGUCGCUCCCGGCUUUGCUAGGCCGCCGGUGUUUCUCAGUUAUCAAGACAGUCUGGGUCAAUACAGUUUCGGCUACAGCGCGCCAGGAUCGGCCAGGUCGGAAGUGAGGACGUCCAACGGUGCGACCAGAGGCACUUACAGCUACGUCGACGAGACCGGUGUCAUCCAGACCGCACAGUACUUCGCCGACGGCGAGAAUGGAUUCCAGGUGAUCGCGACGAAUCUGCCGCAGGCGCCGCUUCCGGUCCAGGACACGCCGGAAGUGAUGGCCGCGCGCACGGCGCAUCUCCAGGCCCUGGAACUGGCGGCCAAGAGGGACGAGGAGGCUCAGCGUCGCGAAGAGAAUCGGGAGAAGAAGAUCGAAGAGAACCAGGAGAACGCGAGUCUCUCUAAGUCAUUACAACAAUCGGCGGUCAAGAUCACGGAAACUUCGCAGCACGAAAAGGAGCCAAAAGGAGUGUUGGAGAAUGCGAAAAAUGUCGAGCUGAAGGACAGCGACGAGACUCUGCAGGCGGUCGCUUCGAGAAACGACAUUGACAAGGCAAGCGAGAAGAGCGCGCAGAAGAAGAAAUUCGCCGGAGGAGUAUCGCAGAAGACCGUGCAGGACGGCGGUGCAAGUAUCCCAGCGAUCCCAUUAAUCUCCUCAUUCGUGCCCCUGUCUCAGUCGAUCCUGUCAGGUAAACAAGUGGUGCCGGUAUUUCGGAUCUCCUAUGGAAACUACGAGCUCGAGCCUUCCGUCAUACCCGAGUCAUCGAUCGCCGAAGGCGCUUCCAGGGUGAUCACGCCAGCGGGGACAGCCUUGAAGAGUGGUGCAACGGCGAUCUCAAAGGGAGCAGCUACGAAGAAGGAACAACCGUCGCAAGGCGCGACCGAACAGAUUCGCGCCGUCAAUCCUCUGUCAAUCGCAUCACCGCUGAGCGUGAUCCCGCAGCCGAGUAUCAUCAGAGAUGUACCGAUUCACCACUACGUCGCAUACAGCAUUCUAUAAAUAUGGCGAUGUCCUGGAAAACUGCUAACGAGCAUUCGCAAAAGGUUGAAGGGUUGAACAAAAGCUCGAGCGGUCUGAAAUGAUGAGGAAACUGGAUGAUUGGGGUUGUCUUCUUUUGCGCUUGUCAAGAUAUUUUUAUUCUUCUUUACAAAAUAAUGCAGGAUGUUGAUGAACAAUACAACGGAGUAGUACACGUAUAUGGUCGAUACUAAGGACAAAGAUAAUCAAAAUCAGCAUCGUCGUCGCCAUCGCCGCUAUCGUCACUCGUCAUGGGGACGUCGGUAUAGCGUGAGAAGUAAUACUUAUAGGUAUAUAGCAAUAAGAUAUUAAAUGGUUAAUGUAAAUCUAAAAAAUCUAAAAAAAAAACAAAACAAUCUAGCACAGCUCCUUAUUAGCUCCGAUAUGAGAAUCUAAUUAAGAACUAAUGUAAGAUGUCAAUAAUAAAAUCACGAAACUACCAUCACACAACAACGCCUAAUGCGUUACGUCAAUUAAAACGAAGUAUACCUUCGACACUUUAGUCACGUUCAAGAGACGUUCAGACAGGACGAUUUGGACACGAGCAAAAAAAGUACCAGUGUUAAAAUUUCAUUUCAAACUUUCUCGCAAAUCUUAAAUCCUCGACUAAACUGAUCCGAGGAGAGCGGGGGGAUUGGCGAGACGAAAAGGCAACGUUAUUCGAACGCAACGCAACGUUGCCUCAGUUUAGAACUCGCUCGUCCUCAAAAUUGGGUAAUCUCGGGUAAUCCAUGUUCGGGAAGAUUUUUACCGCGAGCCUAGUUUCACUGGCCUGAGAUUUACUCCAAUUCUGCACCGCGAGGACUCGCUUACCCAAACAGUCACGCGGUUACGGACCGCGCGCGUCUUUGCGGACGAUUUAAAGCUCGGGGUAGAUCGCGAUGAUUCGUUACCACGGCAGAACGAAUCUCGGCGAUCGUAGCGAUGCAUCUCGCGCGUACGAAAUUAAUUGCAGUUGGUCGAACAACUGGUCGAUUGUAGCUUCGUCCGUUUCCCGCGCGCUUGAACAAUACAUCAGGAACCGUCGAAAUCGUAAAUCACGAUUCGAAUAUAACGAAAAUGACGGGCAGUUAAUAACAAGAUUACCGACACCGUUUAAUCGAUAAUAAUGACACAAUAAAAUUGCAUUAAUACUUUUCUUGCGGGAAGGAAGAGUUAUAACGACGUAAUUGAUAUCUGUGCCUCUCCACACCCCGCCCAAUUCUCUAUACAUAACAUUCUCUUUUACAUAUAUAUUUAUAUAUUUAUAUAUAUAAAUCUAAAUUUUAUAAUAUGUAUUUAUAUAAUGUUCAUAUUUAUAUAUAACACACUUGUUCUAGAACGUCAAACGCGUUGACUUUGAAGCUCGGAUGAUCGAUACCCUCCGAUCCUCGUCGCGCGUAUUCCUCUUCCCCUUUCAUUUUGUCUGCUCAUCAACCGGUUUCUUCCUACUUUCCCAUCUCUAUCCGAUAUAUAGUCGCAAUUUUAUUAGUGAUAAGUAAUUGUGACGCGCGACGUACGAAAAGCUGUAUGCACAGCUAACACAUCGCGCGAGAAAGUUCUAAAUUAUUUUUAUAUGUUUAUUUAAAUUAGAAGAUAUAGUUUAUCUCAAAGUAUCCUCGUUUAUACCAUUUAGCGAGAUAUGCGUUUGUACCUGUGGACACCGCCUGCCGCGAUAAUUCCUGUCCGUCGAACAUUCUGCGAAAGCUGCAUGGGUUAGUAAAAUUAAAAAAAAGAUCAACUCUGAAUGACCCGCGCAGUUUUCAGCGGAGUUCCCUCACACAACGCGCGAUUUACGUGAAUGCGAGCCAAAUUAUACCGUGGAAACAGGGCAUAGAAUUUAUACGGGACAUAAAAUUCAUUACGAACUUAAUGUACACCUCAACAUUUCGUCGCGAACGUGCGUUCGGCUGUGCGCACCGUUCGCGGCAACCGCGAUCGAAAUACCACUAGCAAAAGAUAAAAUGCUUAACUUAACGUUACGUGAGCAAUAUAUGAAAAACCGAUCAAUUUCUCUAAUUGAAACUCCCACGCCCAACCACCUCUGCCGUGUUCCUCGAUCAUCUUAAUCCAUUUCGAUCAAUUGUCACUUCUUGGUACCUCUUGAUUUGCGACAGAGAAAAUAGCUUCAAGAGAAGAUUGUUCAUUUAUUCUUUUGAACAGCAUCGAAAAAAGUCCCGUGAAUGGACAAUUUCGAAAAAAAAGGUCCAUCGUUAAUUUCGUCUCCCGACGAAUACAAUAGGAAUGUAAAUUGCCUGCAAUAAAUCUUCUGAAUAUUUUUCAACAUUCAAGUAAAUUUUGAAGAAUGUUUAAAAAUAUGAAGGAUAUCGUUCACGCACAGUUAAAAAAUUUGGACUAAAUUUGGACUAUAAUAAAUCGCGUGUCCAUAAAACGGUUUACUCAUUAUUAUGUUAAUUUAACACAAAUAUGUUAAAAAAUAACACAAAUAUUAUGUACAAAAUUAACACAAAGAAUGUAACACUUUGAUUCAAUUUGGAAACAAAUUAGGGAUUUUUUAAGUAAAAUUAACAUUUAUAAUAUAUUGACAUGUAUAUUUUAUUCAUUUAUCUUAAAAUCAACGUUUCAAAACUACAUUAUUUUUCUUGUUUGUUCAUUUAUCCAUAAAUUGCAUUUUGACACAAAGAAAUAUUACUUUAACAUAACAUAUUUGAAUAAUAUAAUCACAUUAUGUUAAAUCAACACUUUGGUACGUAAAAAAUUCAACACAAAAUUUUAACAAAGACCGUUUUUAACGUAAAUACAAAAUGUUUUCUACUGUGCGCGCGCAGGUUUCAUCCCUCGCUAAUGCCUUCAGAAUCGGAUGCGCCACGUUCGCCACGAUCUCGAUCACGGUCUUUUAAUUUCGUGUGUGGGCGGUAUACUUUAAAUAUCCACGAAAAUGUUUGGAUUUUGUAAAAACGUGACGAUUUGAUUGUUUGAUCCGCUUGGUUUCGAGAGUAGUCUUGCGACCCUCCGGAUGGCGUAUGCGACGACGUGACCCGUCGAAACAUCUAUAAGUUUUUUCGCUCUUUUUUUUUUAUAUAUCACUGAGCCUCUCCCUCACGCUACGCCUCACGAAAACUACUUGUCGACUUACCUGGCGACACGAUAAAAUUUAUUACUUAGUGCUCUCUCUAUAUAUAGUUCGCUAUUACUUUAAUUUUUUUUCUCUCUUCUUCGCAUAAAUAUGUACUAUGUACGAGUAUGGCCUGUACGCAUCGGUUUCUUCUUUUGCACGUGUAUAUACGUGUGUGAAUACUCAGGUUUUCGCAAUACGUGAGUCUAAAUUAGCUCGCGUUAUCUCGUCCUGACAUAUAAUCAUGUAUCGAUGAUUUCGAUUGACUAUGAUCGAAGUGUGCACGUAAUUUUUUUCCCACGCACGCGUUAAUUAUGAACAAUUGACUUCGUACUCGUUUCUAAAAAGAACUUGUAACCAGACAUUAAAAAGCUUUCUCUCUCUCUCUCUCUCUCUCUCUCUCUCUCUCUCUCUCUCUCUCUCUCUAUCCUGUACUCUCCUUAAUCUUCACGCCAAAUGUUCUCUCCAAAUUUUCGCAAAAAUGCGUCAUUCGCGCAGUACAUUCUCUCUUAAACAAAAAAAAUAGAAGGUGGAUCGUUAUGCAUUGAAGGAAAAAUUUAUGUUCGUUUUUUUGCCAGCGCUACAAGCUUGACGUACGAAAAGAAUGGCCGCAAGGACUUGAAAAAAUUGAAUAGAGACAAAAAGACAUUAGAUCGAUUUUAGAGAGACGAUAUCGACAAUACAACAGAUAACGGCAAUAAUUAAAUGUUACAUCUCGCAUCACUAUUUUUUACAUGAUAUUUAAUAAAAUACUAUUGGAAGUACUUUUUGUCGUUCUCGUUGCGUUUGAUUCUCGAGAAAAAUUGUUAUUACAUGCUGCAAAUAGGAUAAAGUAUUUUUUUUAAAUACUGAUUUAUGUGUUCGCAGUAAAUUCCUAAUUAAUACUGAUAGUAAUAUUCUCUGAUAGAAAGAGAAUAUGGAAAAUGUUAGAGGAAUGGAGACAGUUAUUAAAAACGCGACACAAAUAUUAACUAGUUCAAUAAAUGCAAUUAUACCAUUGUACAGUCACAUUAAUUAUUUGUAAACGCAAUUUAAUUUAAUAAAAUAAUUAAUAUCAAAUUUUCACAAUUAUCAAUAAUGCUACGCUAAAUGUAAAUUCAAUUUCUAGAUUAAUCUAUAAAGCUGUUUGUAAAGAAUUAUAAAUGGAUUUUUAAAACAAAUUAAUAGUAUUGAUUUAAAACAUGAAAAAAAUACUAAUUGUAAGUUGUUAUCAUCGUUUUAAUAAACGAUUCGUUAUAAGAGUACUUCUACAGAUUCUCCGUAAUCUAUAGAGAAAAGAAAAAAUAUUUUGCUAAAUUUCUCAUCUUUAUCGUGCAAAAUUAUUUGCAGCGUAUCGCUAAAUUCAACAUACAAUAUUCUUUCAGGAAUAAAAUUUGCAAUUAUUUUUUCGUUUUGCAGGUCCAAUUUAUCACAGUCAGAGUUUAUAUAUGAUAUUCAUAAAUCGUCAAUUAUUAGUUUCAUAAAAAGUUAUGCUCCACUGAUAUGAACAAAAUAAAUAAAGUAAAUAAAGAAAUGUGCAUACAUUAUUACUUUGUUUUCAUAACACGUUUAACUUUCUUUGCGAUUUUAUUUAUGCAUAUUUACGUUGUAAAGUAUCAAAAUAAAAGGUAGUAAAAAUUCUGUGUGUGUGUGUCACGAUGUAAUCUUCUUUCCUAGACUUAAAUAUAUUUAUUUUUAAUUCAGAAAUAAAUUUAUCGAUACGCGCGCGCUGCAAUCGGACGAGAUUGAACUCGAGACGCAUCGCUUCCCUCGAAAGAACGUGACCUCCGAUUUUCUUAUCGAACAAAAAAAAAAAAAAAUACUAGCUUACCUACAUCUACGUUAGUUUUUGAUUGACUAAUCAUCAGCGUCCAUCAUUGUUCUCCUUUUCUAUUAAUCUCGGGAACGCUGAGAGAUAUUUGGGGACUUUAUAGACAUACACGUUUACUUCGCGCGAUCGCGCUAUAACUAUUUUACUUCGUUAAUUAUAAAGUAAUUUAUCUAAAUUGUAUGUACCGGUCUACAUUUUAUCAGCAUGUUACUCUUAAUACGAAUGCCAACUACGAUGCUUGGAAGACGCCCGGCCUUGUCGUAAGUUUCCCGGCGAUCGAAGCAUCCCGAGUUUGUCUUCCACAGCGCAAACAUGUUAGCUCCCCCCCCCCCCCCGAUAAAGCGCAUAAUCUGAAUAUCCAUUUGUCUACCUAGUUACACGAAGCCUUCGCGCCGGCUUCACGCGCGUUACCACACAUACGACGAUUUUCUGGCAGACGAUUAAUUCGACAAUUAGACCGAUCGCCACUUCGUCCCAACAAAAUCGACAAGUUUCAUAUCACUUAUGGACAUCGUGAAUCAGGAUGAUUUAAUUGGUGACCAAAGGUGUUACGCCGGACUUCGAAAACGUACACGUGAGAUGCAUUUUAGGUGUAUCUUGCUGCUCGUGAGGGUAUCGUGGUGUGUCUGCGAACGUGUGUCUCGUGUAGCACACAAUGAUGCACAGAGAACAGCAUCAUGCAGGAGAAAGAUUUCGAAGAUCGGAAAUUAUAGCGACACCGGUCACAUGUCGUUCUUGACUCGACGUUGCUACGUUGCUUUGUAUUACCUGCCAUCUUGCGCCGAUAUUUAGAGAUUCACAGAUAUUUCCCAGGACUAUAAAAAAAAAUAUAUAUUUGAUCUAAUAAAAUAUCGAACUGCUACAGAAGUUACGUUACCGAUUAUUUUUAAUUAAAGCAAUCUGAUCGUAUUUCUCAACGCGUAGCGACAUUGUUAUCGAGUCAAUAACGACAUAGUAAUGUCUCAGCGAGUAUCCACGUGCCGAAAAGAUCAGAGUUUCCAGUAACAGUGAUAAUAGUAGAAUUAUAUAGUAAGUAGUAGAGAGAGCAGUAGUAAUAGUGCUAGUAGUAGUAGUAAUAGUAGGCCGUUCGAAGUAGAUGGCGAAGGGGAAGACGACGACAGGCAGUAGCAUAGCGAUAGUUCGGCGAUCAGGUCGGGCUGGAAGAAAAGUCAUCGAGGAGAAAAGAGAAACUGAAACAGAAAUCUGAAAAAUUAAAUAAAAAUUAAGUCCCCCUGUAAUUAAUUGCAAUCGAACCAUGAAAUCCUGAGGAAAAGAAGUAUCUGUCGACUAAAUAGAGAGAAAAAAAAUUAGGAGGCUCAUCAAACAAUUUUAAGAAAGUUGAAAUUCUAAUAUUAGUAUUAGUACAGAUAUUAUUGCUGCAGAGUUGAGAUUCGCGGAUUGCAAGUAUCACAGCGAUGAGGUUACCUCCCUCGCAAUAAGCUACGUAGAGGGAAGGGAAAAAAAAACAGAAUACAUUAAUGGCUCGUGAGUAUUAGAAGGUAGAAAAGGAUAUGUAGGGUAUAGUACAUAUAUAUACAUUGAGAUAAGAGUGUGUAUAUAUAUAGCAUGUAUAUAUAUAGUAUACAGACAGAUGUAGAGCUACAUAGAUAUACGGAACGCUAGAGGUACAAGUAGAACAUGAUAUAUGGAAUACGAAAUUAUAUAGAGUGCCACUAGACUUAGUUAUGCAGCAUUGUCGACAAUACAAAACGUUAGUACGGUAGUGGUCAAGCUCGUCAGAGAUAAACGCGACGUCCAUUCGAUAGCUCGUGUGCGGCUUCCCCAAGUGUGCUCCGACAUACUUUUACGCAAAAUAUAUAUAGUCUCCCCCUUCUUCCAACGAGAUAUAUGCAUCUUGUUCAAUAAAAAUACAAGUAUUUACAUCAAGUAUUUUCCAACAACGCGUUGAGAGCAACCCCCCCCCCCCUUCCCCCCUUUGCUCGUCGAGCAGAAAUUUUAACGUUCAUUCGAUUCGUCCGAUGACGACUCCUCGUCGUUCAGGCCAUUAUUCUAAUUAAUAAUCGUUGAUAUUGUUAAUUAGAAAUAUAAUAAUCUCUUCGAUUUUCAUGUUAAGUAUAAGGAGCUCCGAUUCGCUCCGACGUGAAUAUCGGGGCUCGUUCCGAAGGAUAUGGAUGGACGUCGAGAGUGAUCUCUGACGUAUAUAUCGGAAGUGUGUAUGUGUAUAUAUUAUAUACACCUGUUGGCAAAAAUUCAGUGCCACCGGAGCAAAAUAAUCGCACGGCUUCCGAUCGUGCACGCAAUCUCGACUCGAUAAAUCGACAUCGCGACGGAGACCAUUGCCAACGCAUAUAUAAAUUACACUGUGGAUCGCGACUCGAUCCAUAUUCUCUCUUCUCCUCUCUCUAAUACCACAUUAGACGCCUCUUGCCAUCACUUCUUGUCCCAUUCUCUCCCUCUCUCUCUCUCUCUUUCUCUCUCCUCCCUUCGCUUCGCGCACUCUUUCACGAUUCUAAAAAGGUAAUGACGUUGAUCCCAUAGAAUACAGUGUUUUAAACAUCUAGGCACAAUUCCUAAUGAUUGUUUUGGGCGAGCUUGUGCGCAAGAAAAUCCUCCUCCCUCACUUCCGAACGGCGGAACUCCGUUUCUCGUAUCUUUGAACGCAUCGAGGAUCUCUUGCCUGUUCUAAUGCAACGGCAUUAGGCAUCUUUUUGAAUAGAACCGCAUAAUCAAUAAAAAUUGUAUUCUUACUAGAAUUUUUAAUCAUUGAAAAAGAAGUCGAUAAGUGACGCGCGCGAUUUCGACGUGUCCAAUCUUCGUAAAAUAAUCUACAGAACAGUGAUAUAAAAAUUUCUUUUACACCUCCAUUUCGAUGUAAGAUCGCAAAACUGUCAAGAGAUCGAACACUUGUGAUUAAUCAAUUAUCAAUUAUGCGCUUCUCUCGUAUUUUUUUUUGACAAGAAAUGCAGAGUUUCCAGACGCAUUGAAGGAUACGAAACACCAAGUUCGGUCACCCUUUCUUCCUGUAUAGACCGUAAGGGCCGCGCGUGUGCGUGGAUCACGAUCGUUGCGUGUGCAAUUUGCUCUGUUUGAUCCACAUCGACGCGGCUCCUCUUUAUAAAAAAAAGGGGGCAGAAGUAAAAAAAAAAAACAAGAUAAAAUAAAGCAGAUUAUGAAAGAAAAGUUCGAGGACCGCGCGUAAGGAGCGACAUAAGGGAUCUAUCCGUGUCUAUAUAUAUUGUAUGAUAUAUACAUUUACCCUUUCAAGAAUGAAAAAUAAUUCGAAAUUCUGUUUAAAAUAAAUAAGAUCGCACAAAGCUCUUUUAUGUCGCUCCUGAGGGUCGCGCAAAAUGGAAGCUGAUUUAGGGAGAAAGGUGAUUAGGCGGCCGGAGACAUACAGAAAAAAACACAAAAAGGGUAGGUUUAUUUUUUUCUUGUUUCAAUCGUUUUCUUGACAAAUCGAAGAUUAAUUAUAUGUAUAUGUACUUUCGUCCCGCUCGCUCGCGAAGUCUUUUUAUUCUCGCUUCGACACUCGGUGAUAUCAGAGGAAGGGCGGGGAUAGAUCAGUGGAAGAAAUAAACGUAUCGGGAGGGUGUGACAAAGAAA